Molecule: messenger RNA, 1650 nt
Organism: Colletotrichum godetiae
Lineage: Eukaryota; Fungi; Ascomycota; Sordariomycetes; Glomerellales; Glomerellaceae
Exons: 1
Coding region: 1-1650 (549 amino acids)
Molecular function (GO): UDP-glycosyltransferase activity
Source: RefSeq, a predicted model, not a curated record
AUGCUUGAACCGAAAUCCCCCUCCAAGCGGCGUAUCCUCCUAUGCUCAACCGUCGGUGGCUUUACCCACGCCGCCCCGAUCCUCGAGCUCGGAGCCGUUCUCGCGGCUCGCGGCCAUGAAGUCCACUUCGGAACAAACUCCAACCAGGAGCACUGGGUAGCAGACUACCCAUCCAUCACUCACGUCCACAGCUUUGGUCCAGCCCUGCCGGACGCCGAUGCUGAAGCGCACUACGCGCGCAUGGUCCAGUGGCGGCCCAGCGACGGCAUCGGGCCCAUCAUGGAGUCCAAGUACCUCUUCGACUCAUACUGGCCCGACACGUGGUUUCAUUUACGCGAAAUCAUGCUCGACCCAGACACCAAGCCCGACAUGAUUGUCGCAGACUUCUUCGUAGAGGCAGCGGCCAAGGAUAUGAUGGUCGAGUUUGGCGUCCCCAUUGCCAUAAUGUGGCCUCAGAUGCCGUAUCUUCUGGCGCCCGUGAGCUAUAUCCCCGGCCAGCCGGGCUUUCAGGUCGAGUUCACGCCCACCUCGGAGAAGGCUUCGAUUUGGUCGCGCAUCAGGAAUGAGAUGGUCUUGUUCUGGGUGCUGCCGCAUAUUUCUGCAUGGACCCGUUGGACACGAGCGAUGCGGAGACGACACGGCGUCAAGCACGCGGUUCCACUGGCGUCUAAACCGAAUCAUCUUGUGUUUGUCAACUCGUUCUUUGGACUUGAGCCGGCCAAGGACUUGCCUCCUCUCAUGCAAGUGGUCGGACCGAUUCUGGGGGACGAGUAUCCUCCGCUCGACGAAAGCUACCAAGCGUUUCUACAGUCUCAUAAUAAGACGACAUAUGUCGCUCUGGGGACUCAUAUCGCACUCCCACGAGUAGAGCUGAUGAAGCUGCUCAAUGGCCUCGUCAUAGCUUUAGAUGCUGGGCAUAUCAACGGUGUAAUAUGGUCUAUCGGGAAGUCAGCGAAGCAGAAUUUUGAUAGAUCAGCACACGUCCAAGGACCUAAUGGUGGCAAGAUCUUAGUCGCUGACAUUCUCGAUGAGAAGCACCCAGACAUUCGAGUCCCACCUUUCGCUCCCCAACGAGCCAUCCUCGAACACCCCAAUACCAAGCUCUAUCUCACUCACGGAGGAGGUUCCAGCGCAAAUGAGACCCUAUUCCACGGAACUCCCACCCUGAUUCUAGGCUUCUUCUUUGACCAGCUCGCCAACAGCGCCCGCCUUGAUGAAGCAGGCGUUGGUCUAGCCAUGGAUAAGUUUGACUUCACCGCCGACGAGAUCGCAGAAAAGAUCGGCCGUAUCAUUUCUGACGUCGACGGAUCUUUUGGCAGGAACGUCGAGCGCAUGAGAAGGAUAGCACGCGUGGCAUCUCGACGCAAGGAACUCGCCGCCGACAUGGCUGAGGAAGUCAUCUUUGAUCACGAAUUGCGUUCGACAGGCGGAAGAGCGCUGCGACCCAUGCACCUCCAGACGGCAGACAUGAGGAUGCCGGUGUGGAAGGCCAGGAACUGGGACCUGUGGCUCGUCUCCGUCUCUGCGUUGGCGGUCGGUGGUACAGCCUGCUUCAUCGGCGCGAAGCAUGCUCGGCGACUCGAUUUAGGUAUCUUUAGGUUUGUCUCGGGUAUCGUGUACGACGCGAAUUGGAAUGGAAACUUGGCCUAA